AAUUCCCUUACCCAGCCGAGAGAGAGCUAAAAACAAUGGCGGUUUCGACGGUAUGCACCACACAGUCUCUGAAUUCAACGUGUUCAAUCUCCACACCGGAGAAAACCCAUUUAGGUUUCCACCAAAACCAAGUAGUUUUCUAUAGGAGAACCAGCAAGAGAGGCGGCGGCUCCUGUGUGAUAACAUGCUCAGUUGGUGAUUCACAAACUGUGGUGAUCGGUUUGGCUGCAGACUCGGGAUGUGGGAAGAGUACCUUCAUGAGGAGGCUAACGAGUGUGUUUGGUGGUGCGGCCGAGCCACCAAAGGGAGGCAACCCUGACUCGAACACACUCAUUAGCGAUAUGACCACUGUGAUAUGCUUAGAUGAUUAUCAUUCACUCGACAGAACCGGAAGGAAAGAGAAGGGGGUGACGGCACUUGACCCAAGAGCCAACGACUUUGACCUCAUGUAUGAGCAAGUUAAGGCUCUCAAGAGCGGUAUUGCUGUCGACAAGCCUAUCUACAACCAUGUUACUGGUCUCUUGGAUCCUCCUGAGCUCAUUAAGCCUCCUAAGAUCCUUGUCAUCGAAGGCUUACACCCCAUGUUCGAUGAGCGUGUGAGGGAUCUCUUGGACUUCAGCAUCUAUUUGGACAUCAGCAAUGAGGUCAAAUUUGCAUGGAAAAUUCAGAGGGACAUGGCUGAGAGAGGGCACAGCCUUGAAAGCAUUAAAGCCAGUAUUGAAUCCAGGAAACCCGAUUUCGAUGCCUAUAUCGAUCCUCAGAAGCAAUAUGCUGAUGCGGUGAUUGAAGUGCUGCCGACUGAGCUCAUUCCAGACGACAACGAAGGGAAGGUUUUGAGAGUUAGGUUGAUAAUGAAAGAAGGGGUAAGGCAUUUCAGUCCAGUUUACCUGUUCGAUGAAGGUUCAACCAUCUCAUGGAUACCCUGUGGAAGGAAGCUAACUUGCUCUUACCCUGGCAUCAAAUUCCACUAUGGCCCCGACACUUACUUCGGCAAGGAGGUCUCUAUUCUGGAGAUGGACGGGCAAUUUGACAGAUUAGAUGAACUUAUUUAUGUUGAAAGCCAUUUGAGCAAACUCUCUACCAAGUUCUAUGGAGAAGUUACCCAGCAAAUGUUGAAGCAUGCUGAUUUCCCUGGAAGUAACAACGGAACUGGCCUCUUCCAAACCAUUGUCGGGUUGAAGAUAAGAGAUCUCUACGAGCAAAUUACGUCCAGCAAAACUGCAGCUCCACUAGAAGCAACCAAAGCCUGAGAUUGCAUACAUUGGACUAGACCUUGGGUUCAAAACAAAUUAUCCUCUUUCAAUCUUCUUUCGAGUGUUGGACUGCUGUUGCUAUCAUAAGAAUUGAGUAUGAUCUUAUGUAUUUAUUUUCUGUUGUAAAUCAGUUUAGAUCUGUGAUAUAGAGAAAUAAAAUGAGGGGUGAAUUUCAACUUAAAAAGUUCAUAUAAGACGAGCACUUUUGACAUCAUUUCUCCUCUUCUAUUCCCCCUACUGCAGUUUGUAGCCAUUUAUGAUGUUAUGAAUUUUGGAUUUUUACUCGAAAUGAGAGGAUUUGGAUAUGGAAUUGUGGUCA
Hibiscus syriacus is the source of this 1572-nucleotide messenger RNA. RefSeq names its product phosphoribulokinase, chloroplastic-like. Gene Ontology annotation, molecular function: ATP binding; phosphoribulokinase activity. Gene Ontology annotation, biological process: carbohydrate metabolic process. The record is from RefSeq and is a predicted model, not a curated record. NCBI's taxonomy places the organism in Eukaryota, Viridiplantae, Streptophyta, Magnoliopsida, Malvales, Malvaceae. The coding region runs from base 36 to 1250 and encodes 404 amino acids. The transcript has 5 exons. Gene Ontology annotation, cellular component: cytoplasm; chloroplast.